AUGAAAUCUUUUUAUGUUGAUGAAAAGACAUAUUGUGAUGAUUUUGAUGAAUACUACUCUAAAUAUUAUGAGUCUGAUUCAGAAACGGACAUAGGCUCAGAUUCAACUUACAACAUCGGUCCAGAAAAGGCUACGGCGAAUUCGAGUGGGAGCAAGCGCAGUCGGAAUAGUAAGAGAUCCGAAGAAAGUAAUAGCAAGAAUAAGAAGAAGAAGAACAAUAAUAGAAGAUGGAGCGAUGAGGAUGAAAUAACCCUCUUACAAGGCUUCAUUGACUACUCCAAACAAGAAAAUAACAGCAUUGAUAUUGGUGGCUUCUUCCUUUUCAUUCGAAAAUCUUUCAUCACCUCUAUUCCAGGCCUGACCAAGAAGCAGUUGAGUGACAAGCUUCGUCGUCUCAAGAAAAAAUUCAAAGACAACCAACCCAAUUAUCAUCUUCAACCUCCUGCCACUCAUCAUGAUCGCAAGGUGUUUGAUCUCUCCAACAUUAUUUGGGGUCGUGAUGACAAAAAAGAUAUGGCGAUGAACGACUCGGAUCAAGGCAAAGUUGACGAUGAUGAUGACGAUGGAGUAGUAGUCUCUGAUGAUUAUGACGUUGUUAUUCUAUUGCCAGAAUCACUCGACGAUUAUCUUUGUGACCAUGGCGUGCGUUUAGAUUGGCUUGAAGACGAGGAUGUCAAGAAAUUGGAGAAAAGUUGGAAAAAGGUUAAGGAGUAUGAGCACAAAUAUGUUAUCAGAAAAUCAACUUUGGAUAUUACCAUGAAUCGUUUGAAACUUCAACUAACUAAACUAGUUGAUGAUUAG
Molecule: messenger RNA, 801 nt
Organism: Humulus lupulus (European hop)
Lineage: Eukaryota; Viridiplantae; Streptophyta; Magnoliopsida; Rosales; Cannabaceae
Product: probable transcription factor At1g61730
Exons: 1
Coding region: 1-801 (266 amino acids)
Biological process (GO): regulation of DNA-templated transcription
Cellular component (GO): nucleus
Source: RefSeq, a predicted model, not a curated record